Molecule: messenger RNA, 7236 nt
Organism: Aspergillus ibericus CBS 121593
Lineage: Eukaryota; Fungi; Ascomycota; Eurotiomycetes; Eurotiales; Aspergillaceae
Product: putative AAA family ATPase
Exons: 8
Coding region: 168-7064 (2298 amino acids)
Molecular function (GO): ATP hydrolysis activity; helicase activity; ATP binding
Source: RefSeq, a predicted model, not a curated record
AUCGGAUCCCUCCUGCCAUCAAACUCAUCGGUCACAUCAUAAUAUGGGAACCCCGCCCCCUCUUUCCGGGACCUACACUGACCUCUCAUUGUUCUUUCUUCUUGUUCUGCUACCCCAUCAAAUAUCGAUUUUCGAGUCCCCCUCAGUGUACCAAUUAUUUACCUGCCAUGACUCAACCACGCUCUGCCAGACUUACAAAGUUUUUCUAUCUUGUUGUAUCGGGAAAACGUCCCGUGUCUAAUAUCGAUGAUUUCAAGAAAUUUCUGGAGGCUAUUCUCCAUGAAGAGGAUCAUGCCGCAUGCGUUGAGCGAAUAAUAGCCAGCUCUCCAGCACGUAGCGCGAUACACUCGGGGCUGCGCUUUGAUACAUCUCCUGAAUUUAUCAAUGCACAUACAUCGCACUUUCUCCUCUAUUUAGCGACUCCAGCUAUCAAGAAUUUAUGCAACGGUCGUUUCUUGCGGGAGCUACUUAUGCUCACCAUGGAACCACGAACAGUACAGGAUGCAUUUAUGCAGGCCUUUAACUCACGCCGGUUGAAUGAGGACUCUGUUCGUGCACUUGCCUGGGUCAUCGAGGAGGUCCUAUCCCUGCCUACCUCCAGUGACAUCCAGCUGGACAUAACCGACGACGCUCAGAAGGUUGUGGCCGAUGGAUCACUUUUCGAAUCUCCAUCGAGAGAGAUCAGGACUCAUGCUUACAAGAUAAAACACUUACUUCAAAUGAAGACGGUCAAGUUAACAUCCUCAGCAGAUCCCGACUUCUGUGCCGGUGGCCGUCAUGACAACGACUUCGCCGAUUACCGUAAAAUUGCCAUAUACCCGACCUCCGACGAGUUCUUGUCGACGACGAAACCCUUUUAUCGAAGGGCACAAGAAAUCGCAGAAGUGGCAGUUGAAACACGCCUCACAGCCCAUUUGGAUAACCAGUUCCGAUUGCUGCGCGAGGACAUGCUUUCCGAUAUCCGAGAUGGAUUUCAAAUUGCCAGGGGCCAGAAAAAAGGUCGCCAGGCUAUUCCUCUGCUACGCGAACUUACCUUGACCCAGAUUCGGUAUGGAGAUGGAAGACGGCUUCGACCUUGCACAUUGAUCGUUUCAUGUGCGUCAGGACUGGGAACCCUUACAAAGCGAAGCCCUCAGGAACGUAAAGAGUUCCUCAAAGAACAUCGAAAUUACCUUCGUCACCAAGCGUUUGGAUGCCUGAUGCGACAAGGGGAAAUUAUCUCGUUCUGCACGUUGGACCGCGAUGUUGAACUACUUUCCCGGUCACCUGCCCAGAUCACCCUGCGAAUAAUUGGACAGAAUGCACUAUCAAAAACACUUCUCUACUUUAAGCUUUUUCGUGACAUUGAGUAUCUUUUGGUCGAUGCAUCCGUCUUUGCCUAUGAGCCGAUUCUGUUGUGUCUUCAGGAUAAACUAGAAGUAUCUCUGGCCAAGGAGCUUCUAGAAUUCAGAAAGGGUGACCCGGUCUCAAUGGCUGAUGUUGUUUCCCCUUCCGUGAUUGAGGACUUCCGACAGACCGGGAACAAUAAUGGCAACAUUCAGAGUAAACUGAAGACCGAAAAAGAAAUUCGUCUUGAUUCUGCGCAGUUGGAAUCCUUCCUUUCUGGAUUGUCACAGAGUGUCAGCCUUAUACAAGGGCCUCCCGGAACCGGGAAGUCAUUUGUUGGGGCACUUCUAGCGAAAGCAAUCUACACGUACAGCAAAGAGAAGAUACUCGUCAUGUGUUACACAAAUCACGCCCUGGACCAAUUUUUGGAGGAUCUUCUUGAUAUCGGAAUUGACCAGUCAGAAAUCGUGCGUCUUGGAUCAAAGUCCACCAACAGGACAUCUCAGCUUAAUAUACACGAACUGAAAUCCGACUACAGAAGAAGCCAGAAUAGCUGGGGCGUCAUAAACAAACUGAAUGCCGACGCAGACGAGCUGAAAGCUGCGGUGCCUUCUGCGUUCCAAAAAUAUCAGGAAUUUCGUUUAUCUCCUGGCGUCAUUGACGAGUUUCUUGAAUUCGAGCACCCAGACUUUUAUGAAGCUUUUAGACCUCCUGAAGACGGGAAUGAAAUGACUAUGGUGGGAAAGAAAGGAAGGGACGUCACCUGGGGGUAUCUGUUUGAGCAGUGGUCAUCCGGCAGGGACCACGGAUUGCCAUCUUUGGAUCACCUAUGUCAGGCCGCCCGUGAUGUAUGGGAAAUGGUCCCUAUAACGCGCCAGUCUCAUAUUCAAAAAUGGACCAAGGCCCUCAUCGAGGAACAGGUCACGGUUCUCCAAAGAUUGAUGUGCCGCCUGGACAAUUGCCGAGACCCGCUUGAUGAUGUUUGGAAUGAUAGGACGCGCACAAUAAUUUCUUCCAAGCGGAUAAUUGGGUGUACGACUACUGCGGCUUCAAUGAAUACUGCGGCGUUAGGUCUUGCGUCGCCAGGGGUCAUUCUCCUGGAAGAGGCUGGCGAGAUUCUUGAGCCACAUGUUCUUGCAGCGAUGGGGCCUCAUACCAAGCAACUGAUUCUCAUCGGCGAUCAUCAGCAGCUCCGUCCCAAGAUCAAUAACUAUGGACUUUCUGUAGAAAACGGAGCGGGUUAUGAUCUUAACCGUUCUUUAUUUGAACGUCUAGUAGGAUCUGGACACCCACACUCUACCUUGGCUAUCCAACAUCGCAUGUGUCCGGAAAUUUCCUCACUAGUUCAAGCUCUCACCUACCCAGGUCUGUUGAAUGAUCCCAAGACACUCAAUCGUCCGGGUCCUCGUGGGCUACAGGACCGAGUCAUCUUUAUCAACCACAAUAAUCCGGAGAAACGGUUCGAAGACAUUGCAGACCGUCGUGAUGAAGGUGCCAAAGUGAGCAAGCGAAAUAUUUUUGAGGCUGAAAUGGUUUUGAAGAUCGUCAGAUAUCUUGGUCAACAAGGAUACGGGACUGACAAAAUAGUUGUCCUCACUCCAUACCUGGGCCAACUUCAUCUCCUCCGCGACUAUCUACGUAAAGAUAAUGACCCAGUACUGAACGACCUAGACUCACACGACCUUGUGCGUGCAGGGCUUCUAUCUCAGGCUAGUGCACGGCAUACGAAACGACCCAUUCGGCUAUCAACGAUUGACAACUACCAAGGAGAAGAGAGUGAUAUCGUUGUCGCAACACUUACCAGGAGCAACGACGAGGGUGACAUCGGGUUUAUGGCAGCCCAGCAGCGCUUGAACGUGUUGCUAUCGCGUGCUCGGAAUAUUCUGAUCAUGAUCGGCAAUGCUAGAACUUUCACGUCCAGCAGAAAGGGAAAGAACGUUUGGGGACCGUUUAUUGAUCAGCUUCAUGCCAAACACCACUUGUACGACGGGUUGCCAAUCAAAUGCGAACAGCACCCGCAGCAUACAACAGUUAUUUAUAGGCCGCAAGACUUUGAUACCGAGUCUCCUGACGGAGGAUGUCGGCUGCCUUGUGGUGCGAAGCUCAACUGCGGGAUACACGACUGCCCAUAUAUGUGCCACCAGUUGUCAGACCAUUCCAAGAUGAAGUGUUUGAAGAUCGUUGAAUGGCGUUGCCCACGGAAUCAUCGCAUCACUCGACCAUGCUCGCAGCUUCAGAAUACAUGCCAAAUGUGCAAUGCAGAAGACAAGGCUAAAGAGCGACGACGGGAGCAAGAAAUGGACUUGGAAAUCAAACGAGAGCGAAUGCAGACCGAGUACUUGCGUCAGCUGACUGAAAUCCAGGAGGAAAUUGCCCAUGAAAGACGUGCUAGGAAAGAUAAGUCCGAUGCGGAGGAGAAGCAGCGUGUCCUCCAACAGCAUAAGGACGAACUUGAGAGACUGAGGAGCAACACCAGUAAAACCCACGUGCCAGCGCCAGACAACGACCGACAGAGUGUCAACGGAGCGGACUGCUCUCAUAGUGGACCCUCCGACCAUUGUCUUGUGGACCGUCAUGUUGAUAAAGCUCCAAUCAAGUGUGCAGAUGAGAGGGAAAUGCACGACAACAUCCCAUCCGCCGCAGCGGAUUGGAAACAGCAGAAGGAAUUUGAAGGGGCUCAGAGCCCAGAGAUAGAUGCCUUGAUGGAAAUGAUAGGACUGGAAAGUGUGAAGGAGCAAUUCCUUGACAUAAAAGCCCAAGUGGACACAGCAUCGAGGCAAAACAUCGACCUUCAGGGAGAGCGCUUUGGGUCCGUGUUACUAGGUAAUCCGGGAACAGGCAAAACGACCGUCGCUGGCUUGUAUGCCAAGUUCCUGACCUCAAUGGGUGUUAUUCCGGGAAGCUUCGUCGUUGAAACGACCGGAUCACGACUGGCGAAUGACGGAGUAACGGGCUGCGAAAAACAGAUAAAUAAUAUCAUCAGUAAUGGAGGUGGAGUACUCUUCAUCGAUGAAGCGUACCAGCUAUCACAAGGGCACGGAUCUGGGUCACAGGUGAUAGACUUCCUUGUCGGAGAAAAGUUCUUCGCGCAUAAUCCUGGCUUGCCAAGUCGCUUCCCACGUGAGUUUUCCUUUGAGGACUAUGACGACGAUGAGUUGCGUCGAAUUCUCGAACACCGAAUUCGAAAGAAGUACAGCGGCAGAAUGACGGUGGAGGGGGGAAUGGAUGGGUUGUACUGUCGCAUUGUCGCACGGCGUCUUGGUCGACAGCGCGGAAAGGAAGGGUUUGCAAAUGCCCGUGCCGUUGCAAAUGCCUGUUCCAGGAUAUUCGAGCGCCAGGCUCGUCGUCUGAAGAGGGAGAGGAGACGCAAGACGUCUGUUGAUGAUCUCUACUUGACCAGGGAGGAUUUGAUCGGUCCCGAACCCUCCAAUGCACUCCAGAACUGUUUUGCGUGGCAAAAGCUGCAGUCCAUGAUUGGGCUUAAAAGUGUGAAAGAGGACGUACAGGCAUUGUUAGACAGCAUCCAAUCCAAUUACAACCGGGAGCUGAGCGAACAGCCUUUGGUGGAGUUUACGUUGAACCGAGUGCUUCUGGGGUCGCCAGGGACGGGAAAAACUACCGUUGCAAAGCUCUAUGGACAGAUACUUGUGGACAUUGGAUACUUGUCCAAUGGGCAAGUCAUCGUGAAAAAUCCGUCAGAUUUCGUUGGCAGUGUCUUGGGUGAGUCGGAAAGGAACACCAAAGGAAUAUUAGCAUCAACUAUUGGCAAAGUGUUGGUGAUCGACGAAGCAUACGGUCUCUAUGGGGGUCACGUAACCGAUAUCUUCAAGACCGCUGUCAUUGACACAAUCGUCGCAGAGGUCCAAAGUACACCCGGCGACGACCGUUGCGUCUUGCUUCUUGGAUACCAGGACCAGAUGACCACCAUGUUCCAGAAAGUUAACCCAGGGUUGUCCCGACGGUUCCCUCUGGACGCUGCCUUUGUGUUCGAAGAUUUUACUGACCACGAACUUGGCCUAAUCCUGGACUUGACGUUGAAACAACAGGGCUUUGAGACUACACCAACAGGCAGGAAGGUGGCCCUAGAGGUUCUGGCGCGCGCACGCAACCACCCACACUUUGGUAAUGCUGGUGAAAUCGAUAUCUUGCUUAAUACUGCGAAAAUAAACCAUCAACGGCGGCUGGCUACGGUGUCUGAGCCAGCUAAUAGCUCCCGCCUGGAAUCCGAAGACUUUGACAAAGAUUUCGAUCGUGCCGAUCGCUCUGAGACUGAUAUACCGAAGUUGUUCUCGGGGGUCGUGGGCUGUGAGAAGAUUGUCCAGCAAUUGGAAGGAUAUCGACAGACCGUCAAAAACAUGCGAGAGUUGGAAAUGGAACCGCGAGAUCAAGUGCCAUUCAAUUUCCUGUUUAAAGGCCCACCCGGGACCGGUAAGACAUCGACGGCGAGAAGAAUGGGUGAAGUGUACUACAACAUGGGUCUUCUCAGUUCUGCAGAAGUCAUUGAAAGCUCCGCAACGGACCUCAUAGGCCAAUACAUUGGCCACACGGGUCCCAAAACCCAGUCCUUGCUCGAGAAAGCACUAGGCAAAGUACUGCUCAUCGACGAAGCAUACAGACUCGCCGAGGGGCACUUCGCGAAAGAGGCCAUGGACGAAAUCGUGGACUGCAUCACGAAACCGAAGUUUUUCCGAAAGCUCAUCAUUAUCCUCGCAGGUUACGAUACAGACAUCAACCGACUAAUGGCCAUCAACCCGGGACUAACAAGCCGCUUCCCCGAGUCUGUUGAAUUCAACGGACUCAGCCCGGACAGCUGCAUGCAGUUAUUGACCAAUCUCCUCCAAACGCGGAAGAACGCACUAGCAUCCAAGCUCACAGAAUUCGACAUGACCUCGAUCGAGUCUCCAAGUAGCUCCUUCCAAGGACUAUGCAAGAACCGCUUUGCCCGACUCUCCAAAAUCUCGAACUGGGCCAACGCAAGAGACGUACAGACCCUAGCCAACCGGAUAUUCCAAAAGGCCGUCCAGAAUAUCCAAGGUCGGAAGCUCCUCAUAGAGGAAGCCCUUGUCAUUACGGAGAUGGACCAUAUGAUUCAAGAACGAACCAACCGGGAAAGCGCGCAGUCUGUUUGCAGAGACCCACUUGCCUAUUUACAGACCCAAGCGAUGUCUACCGAUCUGACCGGUCCUCCGACAAACACAACCACUACUACUGCUACUACUAGUAGUACUACCCCCAAGACACCAAUCGAUUCAAAAACCCCACCCCAAUCACCCCAACCAAGCCAAGACCCCAAUACCCGAGACCCAGGCGUCCCGGACGCCAUAUGGACCCAACUCCAAAAGGACAAGCUCGCCUCCGAAGCCCGCGAGAAGGAACACCAGAAACUCAUCUCAGACCAAACCCAUCUUCAGAACCUCCUAGACGCACUCAAGAAACAACAACAACAACUACCCCCGCUUACCCAAACCGGCAACGACGACAAUGAUGGUAAUGAUGAAGGCGAGGCCAAAAAGCGCCACGAGCAAGCGCGCCUUCAACACGAACUCGAGCGCAGAGCCAGAGAAGAUGAACUAGAAACACUGCGCAAAAAACGCGAGGCUGCGGAGCAGGAACGUAAGAAAGAACAGCAAGCUCAGAAAAGGCUCCGGCAGAUGGGGGUCUGUUGUAUGGGGUUUCGGUGGAUACGGCAGGCAAGUGGGUAUCGGUGUGCGGGGGGGGUCGCAUUUUGUGGGGAAUGAGCAGUUGGGUGUGUAGAUUGAUUCAUCGUGUUAUGUUGUGUUGUGUUGGAGUAGGUGAUGGGAGUGUUUGGUCUGUGGGUUGGUUGAUGAAGGAGGGAGAUUGAUUAAUAUUCUGGUAAUCUAGAAUGUCAUAUUCAUGUUUUAGAUACUGGUCACAAUCAACAAGAAGCAU